CCGCGCCUACUUCCGAGAAGGAGACGCAGCCCACAUUAAAACAAGCAGAAACCCGAAAUAACCUUUCAGAGCAGGACUGUUAGCGGUCAUCAUUUUUGGCGUUCAGACGUAAGAAAGGGCUCUUGGUUUUAGUUAACCUGUCAGAUCUGUCAUGGGUAUUACUGCAUUCCUUCUGCUGAGCAGUCUUGUCUUUCUGGCAUUUACUGCUCAAGCUCAAAACUGUCCCAGACCUCCUAAAGGAGAAAAUAUGGAUUUAAAGGGCAAUGACAUUCUUCUAACUAGUUUUCCAGAUGGGACCACAGUUACUUUUGCCUGUAACACUGGAUAUGAGUCUGCAGGAGGGUCCCCACGUAUUACUUGUACUGCUGGAAGUUGGAGCUCUCUGGGGUUGAAAUGCCAACGGAAGAACUGUGGCCCUGUGGGGGAAGUUGAAAAUGGACAGAUUGAAUAUCGUCCUGGGUCUGAAUUUGGUGAUAAAGCAGUGCUCAUUUGUAACCCCGGUCAUAUGCCAGUUGGUGGAGGAGAACUCACUUGUGGAAGCCAAGGGUGGAUGGGCAGGUUGCCUGUUUGUGAAGUGACACAAUGUGAAUCACCACCUGUUGUACAGGAUGGCACUUUCACUCCAAUUAAAGAACUCUAUGACUAUAAAGACGUUAUAGUGUACACCUGUAAAAGCGGCUAUACACGUAAUGGAUCAAGACAGUUGGAUUGUUCGGAUGAUGGAACAUUCAAGCCUGAGCCUCCAAAAUGUAUCAAGGUUGAAUGUGGGGAACCAGAGAUUUCGUUUGGACAGUGGAGUAGCGGUGCUCGGCCUCCAUAUGGAUACUUGUCUACAGUCACAUUACAGUGUAACACUGGAUACAAAAUGAUUGGAUCCGCGACUGUGAUGUGUGAGCUAAAUAGUCAGUGGUCACCUGCACUUCCUCAGUGUAUUCCAAAACCCGCAACAACUACCACUACUACCACUACAACCACUACGACCAUAACCACUACUAACCCUUCUACCCCAAAGAAACCAACAGUUCCAUCUGGAGAAGGAUGUGAAGAUCCCAAAAAGAGAAAUGCUGAGGUGAUUGUGAGCUCUCAACCUCCAUAUAGACAUGGGGCUACGGUGACUCUCAUCUGCCCGUCUGGAUACGAGCUAACCGGAUCAGGUACCCAGACAUGUGGAAAAGGUGGUCUGUGGUCACCAGGAAUUCCAGAAUGUGCACUGGACAGUGGAAGUGGCAGUGGCAGUUCUAAUCGUGUUCUUAUUGGCGUUUUGGUGGCCAUCGUCAUCGUUGGAGGCAUUGUUGUUGUUUGUUGUGUGUUUUACCACAAAAACAGCAAAAAAAAGCGCACUCGAAGAGGCAAUACUGACAAAGAUGCUACAAAUGUUGGAGAGGAAGUACUGUAGCACUCUCGUAAGCAUGGCAGCCUGGCUACUCCACGACUGCUGUCUAUAAAAACAGCUUCCUAAGAAGAAUGCCAAAGGACCAGUCUUGAAUGUACAGGCCCUCCGUGUGCACGCAUUUGCCUGAAGUUUCUGAGCAACUCUCUUAAAAUUGGUUUCCAAAGACCGAGAAACAUCUUUGGAUUGGGACAUGUUAUGCUUCAAGUGGCUUGUCUCAUGACUUUCUGUAUUCUGAUCAUUAGGAAGAAACGUAUAAAUAUUUAUCAGAAAAGCUUAAAUUCUAUGUUUAAUUUAUCUGUUGCACUGUAGUAAAGGAACACCACUUGACCAUUGUAGUUCAUUUAAACAGAUGGUGUAAAAUAAGCAAAAUUAGCACAUUGUCUGUUUGGUUGUCAUAUGGCUUAACUGAAGUUUAGCCAAAAUAAUUAGAUACCAUGUAACUACUCAUUUGGAUCAAAUAAAUUUGUUGGAACAGUUUGGUGUGUAUAUAGGACUGCUGGUUGAUGAACCAGUCCUGUACUUACGACUUGCAGAAAGAAAGGGGGGGGGAAAAAGAAGUUGGAUCUGUAAAAUGGCCCCAAACCUAAAUGUAAGGCAUCAUUAAUUGUUUUAGCUUGUGCUUCAUUUAAAUAGUUGUGAAUUUCGUAAAUGUGACCCCAGUUAUUGGGUGUAAAAACUUCCUGCAGUGUUUGGCCUCUAAUAAUGUCACCACCUUGUUUUGUUUUUUUUGAAUUUGCCAAAAUGAGUUUAAAGUCUCUUAAUGUAUGCUCAAUCAUCCAGGAAAGGAAAUCCCAAAAAGUUGAUUCUGUUCAUCUGAAGACGUCACUUGGAUGAGUGAUGAAACGUUUCUCCCACUGGAAAUGCUACGAUGAACAGAAUCAACUCUUUGGGAUUGAGUUUCAAGGUUUCAUUGACAAGGGGGAGAAAAAAAACCUUAAACUUGGAUUUCAUGUCUUUUAAACGUCUUUGUGGAUAUCAGCCUGUCACUGCAUCAGUUUUUUGUUUUUGUUAAUGAUCUUUUGACUACUCACUGUUCAGGACAUGAAGAUAAAUAUUUUGAGUAUUAGCACACUUGCCUUGCUUAAUAUUUAUUUAUUCAAAUGAAAUCUUUUUUUUCCUUUUUAAGUAGAUUUAAAUUGUUUUCUUUGGGACAAAAUUUUAUAUUAAUAAAAUGAAUGAAGACAACUGUGUGCCAAGCUCCUCUUGAUAAUGUGCAUAUAUGUACACAAGCUUUUACAGAUUUAUAAUUGGAUUAAUAAAUUCCAAAUAAAAUGAGUAAAUUAUU
Maylandia zebra (zebra mbuna) is the source of this 2678-nucleotide messenger RNA. Its product is annotated as membrane cofactor protein. The record is from RefSeq and is a predicted model, not a curated record. Lineage: Eukaryota; Metazoa; Chordata; Actinopteri; Cichliformes; Cichlidae.